AUGGCUUUACCUUUUCUGCCCGGCAACUCCAGAAACACUCGUCUGGGGAAGGAGAGAUUCCACAAAUCCCAGCAUUUCGACUACACCAACGGCUUCCCGAUGCUGGUGGGAUCGGAGAAGCCGGGUAUCGGAGGAGAGCGUCUGGUUGGACAGGAGAUGAAACCACAGUGUUCUGUCGGCGGCAGUGAGAUGCCCGCAUGGCUGGCGUUUGACAAGCAGGCGCUCUGUUUUGAGGCCUACUUCCAGGAGGCCGUGCAGGAGGUGCAAGAGGGCAGGAACCGCAUCAGGAAGUGUAAGAUCUACUUCUACCUGGAGGACGACACCAUCCAGGUGGUGGAACCCGAGUACAAGAACAGCGGAAUCCCACAAGGAACGCUGAUCUGCCGCCAGCGCAUCCCCCUGCCGCCCCCCAACCAGGAGCGCUUCUACAACAUCUUCCACUUCAACAUCAACCACCAGGUGGUGCUGUUCUCCCGCACAUUCACCGUGACCAACUGUGACACCUUCACCAGGGACUUCCUGAGGAGGCAGGGGGUGCUCCUGAAUGCCCCUGCCGAGGCCCCCGCAGACCCCUACUGCAGCUUACGGCAGCAGCUGGAGGACAGUAUGAAGCCUCUGCGGCCGUACGAGAGACACGACACUCUGAGACAGUUCCUGGACCACGACGGGAAAGUCCUGCGCUUCUACUGCCUGUGGGACGACACGGAGAGCGCGUUCGGCGAGCGGCGGGAGCUGGUGCUGCACUACUUCCUGUCUGACGACACCAUCGAGAUCCUGGAGGUCGUCCCGCCCAACUCCGGGAGAGACGCCCCGCCCAGGUUCCUGCAGCGCAGCAGGCUGCCCAAGAAAGCUCCGGUCCAGAUGAAGCAGCCCGGAGAGGUCACGGCUCGCACUGUGCUCAACGUUCUGUCCUCCGAGAACCAGGGGAGCCACUACAUCCUGGACAACCUCAAGACCGGAGCGCUGCAGGACGACUUCUACCAGGACUGUGAUCUGACCGUGGGCGGGGAGCUGAACGUCUGGGGACGUAGGGUGAUCCUCACCGACUGCGACGACUUCACCAAACACUACUACCGCUCCAAAUACGGCAUCGAGGACUUCACCCCGGUGCAGUACAAAGCCCCCCCGGCCCCGAAGCCCCCGAGGCCGGUGCCCCCCUACAACGGCUUCGGCUCGGAGGAGGACUCGCUCAGCUCCUGCAGGGGUUUGCUGCCCAAGCCGCCGCGGAAAGAUUUCCACAAAUUCAUGGAGAAUGACCGGGUGCUGAACUUCCUCGCAAAGAUGGCGACGACCGACCCCGUCGACCAGGAGCGGCUGUUCCACGUCUCCUACCACCUCUGUGACGACACCAUCAGCGUGUUUGAACGGCCACAGAAGAACUCAGGUGUGAUCGGUGGUAAGUUCCUGCUGCGCUGCCGUGUUAAGAAACCGGGCCAGGAUCUGUUCAAGAGCGAGUUGUCGGAGUACUUCACAGCUCCGGAUCUGUACGUCGGAGCCACCCUCUGCCUCGGCGGCAGGAGCUUCCGGAUCCUGGAGGCUGAUGAAUUCACCCUGAACUACAUGCAGCAGCGCGCUGACGAGUUUCCCAAAGCCAACGUUGGCAACAUCCUGAGCAAACUGCGAUCUGUUCCGGAGGAAAAACAGGCUGAGAUGAGGAAGUAUCUGGCUCUGAGCGACCCGAACAACACCGGCUCCAUCGCCUACGAGUCCUUCAGUACAGAGCCCCGACUGAGACCGAGCCUGCUGACGGGUCUGGACUGCGGCCUGUCCGAGCACGAGGUGCUGGUGCUGGGCCGAGGCUUCUGGGAGCGUCCGCAGCCCGAGCCGGACCUGGGCCUGAUGCUGGCCGUGGCCCAAGACCUCCUCCGGAAGAACCACUUCGAGCAGUUCCCCCACCUGGUCCGGGAGUUCACACACCAAGACCCAGAGAAGUUUGCAGACGGAGAUGAGAUCGACUACCACGCCUUCGUGGCUGGGAUUAACUGGACAGAGCAUCCUGCUCCCCCCGUUUGGCCGGAAGACGUCCUGAAGUUUGAUGUCGACCGAAGGCCUGACGCCGACGGAGCUGCCGUGAAGAAGGUCAACUACUCCGCCCUCCUGCACGACGUGUUCGGCUUCCUGUCCGACAGCGGCGAGCCGCCAGCCGCCGCCACGUCCACGUAG
Molecule: messenger RNA, 2163 nt
Organism: Salarias fasciatus (jewelled blenny)
Lineage: Eukaryota; Metazoa; Chordata; Actinopteri; Blenniiformes; Blenniidae
Product: EF-hand domain (C-terminal) containing 2
Exons: 14
Coding region: 1-2163 (720 amino acids)
Biological process (GO): regulation of neuron projection development
Cellular component (GO): microtubule
Source: RefSeq, a predicted model, not a curated record